Zingiber officinale is the source of this 1198-nucleotide messenger RNA. RefSeq names its product prohibitin-3, mitochondrial-like. Gene Ontology annotation, biological process: mitochondrion organization. Lineage: Eukaryota; Viridiplantae; Streptophyta; Magnoliopsida; Zingiberales; Zingiberaceae. Bases 99 to 950 code for a protein of 283 amino acids. The transcript has a single exon. The record is from RefSeq and is a predicted model, not a curated record. Gene Ontology annotation, cellular component: membrane; mitochondrion.
CCGCCGCCUUACGGAACAAAUAAAUGAAAAAGGCUCUUCGACGCCUUAUUUUCUUUACCAUUUCCUCUGAUCGUUUCGAUCGAUUUUGACUCAAGACGAUGGCUGCGGGCGGUGGGCAGGCGGCGGUGUCGUUCUUGACGAACGUGGCGCGGGCGGCGAUCGGGUUGGGUGCCGGCGCGACGAUACUGAAUGCAUCUCUGUACACGGUGGACGGCGGGCAGCGCGCGGUGCUGUUUGAUCGUUUCCGAGGGGUGCUGCCGGAGACGGUGGGAGAAGGAACCCACUUUCUCGUCCCGUGGUUGCAGAAGCCCUUCAUCUUCGACAUUCGCACCCGUCCCCAUACCUUCACCUCCAACUCUGGCACGAAGGAUCUGCAGAUGGUCAACCUCACCCUCCGCCUUCUCUCUCGCCCCGAUGUUCAACAUCUGCCUACUAUUUUCACUUCCCUCGGUACGGAGUACGACGAGAAGGUCCUCCCCUCCAUAGGUAACGAGGUUCUCAAGUCUGUGGUCGCGCAGUUCAACGCCGACCAGUUGCUCACCGAGCGGCCACAUGUCUCUUCCCUCGUUCGCGAUUCCCUCAUCCGGCGCGCGCGGGACUUCAACAUAGUUCUCGACGACGUCGCCAUCACCCACCUCUCUUAUGGCGUCGAGUUCUCCAGCGCCGUCGAGAAGAAGCAAGUCGCUCAGCAGGAGGCGGAGCGGUCCAAGUUCCUUGUUGCCCGUGCCGAGCAGGAGCGUCGUGCUGCUGUCAUUCGUGCUGAGGGUGAAAGUGAGGCUGCCAAGCUUAUCUCUGAUGCCACCGCCGCAGUUGGUACUGGCCUCCUCGAACUCCGUCGGAUUGAGGCUGCUCGUGAGAUCGCCACCACUCUUUCCAAGACACCCAACGUUGCCUAUCUUCCUGGAGGGAAUAACAUGCUUCUCGGGAUCAACCCCACCCAAGGACGUUGAAGAAAAUGUAUUCCUUAAACCCUGCUUCUUUUUCCGCUUUCAUCCUACCUAAUGCCAAAAGAGUUGUUUUCUGAUUCAAAUUUGUUAACUCUGCCGGUACGUCAUUAAUGCUUAGUUGCAUCGGAAAACUGUGAUGCUUAGUUUUAUGGUGCACUUUUUCCAUUAUCAACCUGUCUGGAGUUUUCAAAACUCUUGAUACAUUUCUGAUGCAUUCAUAAUAUCAUUGAGAGUUUCUACGUUCGUUUUCA